UCAGUGCGACCGGCUUCACGCUCCUCAUGUGACUCCGGUCUGCGGAGCUGAAAAUCAUCCGCUAAAGGAGCGAAUAAAGCGCAGAAUCUGCGGGUUUGGGGGUCUUUGACGCGGCCGGGGGGCGUGGGCUCCGCUCAGAGCUGAGGUUUGGUGUUAAAAGGCCGGGUUUCUGUGUUUUGGUGCUCAUGGCUGGCAGGAAGGUGGCGGUGGUGGUUCAGGGCGAGGCCGAGGAGACGGACUCUGACUCGGACCAGGAGGUCUACAUCACCACGGCCAGACCCUCCUCAGGACUCACGGUUCCUGGAGAAGCUUCAGAGACCGACAGCGAGGGAGAAGCAGAGCCAUGGAGACCAGAACACUCCCAGAACCCCCUGCUGUUCCGGCCGGAUCUGCCUCCUCUGGUGGUCGCUCGCGGCCCUGAGGUGCUGUCAGAGCCUGGACCAGAUGAUGGGAGGUGUUUGAGGUUGGAACCUGCCGGACAGUCCACUCUGCUGCAGCAGAAGCUGCAGGAGAGCAACGCUCGGCUCUGCGCCGACGUUCAGCACAGCCUGAGGCUCCUGUACCAGGGAGCGUCCAGAGACAUCCGGACCGCCACCGCCCACCUGAACACCUCCCAGAACGGCAUCAUCAACACCUCUCACAGCAUCCGCCUCAUCCUGGAGGACCUCAGAGCCGUGUCCGAGAAGAUCGACAUCAUCACCAGCUGCAAGCUCCUGCCGGACAUCACCGCGCCCGGCCAGCUGGCCGCCUCUGGACCUUGACUGCUCUGGAGCCACUCCAGGUUACAGCUCUAAAGCGUGGAGUGGGUUUAUUACCAUGUUUGGGAAGCAGCAUCUCUGGAAUUAGGGCUCAGCGAUGAGGCUGAAAACGUAACAUCACCGCAGACAUUUCACGAUACGUCCCAGCAUCGAGCUGCAGAGUCCAGACGCGGUUCAUCAGAACAUCAAAGAGACUGUCAGACGUUUUGGGUCCGGUGGUUUUCAUACAGCGGUCACUAUAGACUUUCUGUUCCAGCUGAAACGGAGCAGCAGUCACAUUCUGGCUGCCAGCUGCUGAACCGUUUAAGGUGGAACAGAAAAUUAAAAUUUCUUUCCACUGUAUUGUGUUAGUUACACACCGCUGUCUUAAGUUGUGCACACUAUAAAAAGUGAUGUCCCACUAACUUGUGUUCCCCAUUUUAACACUUUCUGUAUCCGACUGCUCUCUGAUUUUCAUGUUGAAAGCACACUGUUCUCAGUAACUGGGCACAGAAAUGUCCCCACGUUCAGCGUUAAAGGGACUCACUGAUGCGUCUGAUGCGUGACCGAUGAGGGUUUUAGCACCCAUGCUUUAAGACUGCAGUGAGAUCUGCUCUCAGAUCAGCUCCUCGACAGCUGUAGACGGAGGAGCUGAUGACCUCCUCAUUCCGAGCGUCCAGCGUGCUGGAUGUUUUGACAUUUUGUGGCUCUACAGAAGCUCAUGCCUCUCCUCCCUCACCUUAAUGUGUCCCUACAGAACUCAGGCUUUAUAAUAGCCGCUCAUUUAUUAUUAUUUACUUAUUAUUAUUUUUUCAUGUCGUUAUAAAGAAAAACAAACAGGGCAGACGGUGAGAUGGACACUCCCGUCUUCCAAGGCCAAGCCAAACACAUCCUGAAUGAUCCUGGAUUUAUAUCAGAAGUGAUUCUGUAUGUUUGUCCUUCUGAACGGUCCCUUCAGUGAAAGUCCAGUAGGAAAGAGUCGAUAUUUGUUUCUGAUAAAGUUCACUGUUCACCGAUCUGGACGUUUGGAUUUCUGUUUGUUUUGGUAAAAGUCGAGUCGGAUGUGUUUCUAGGAGUGGCAGUAGACGAUGAUGUAUGUAUUUGGGUAUAAUAUUGUUUUUUUUUUAUUGAUUUUACUGAAAUGAAACACAAAAUCUGUAGGAUUUUGUAAAAUGAGCAUAUUUAUGAUCAUCAAGAUAAAAACCCGAACAACAAACUAAACAUUUCCUGCGUGUCAGAAAAGUUCUUUCUGUAUGUGACGCUGGAUUAAGGUGUAAACGGUACGUAAUGUGUAGUAUUACACAUGAUAUCAAUUAUGUACAGUCUUACAUAUAAAUCUGUUUAAAUCA
Molecule: messenger RNA, 2086 nt
Organism: Pygocentrus nattereri (red-bellied piranha)
Lineage: Eukaryota; Metazoa; Chordata; Actinopteri; Characiformes; Serrasalmidae
Gene: bloc1s3
Product: biogenesis of lysosomal organelles complex-1, subunit 3
Exons: 1
Coding region: 186-761 (191 amino acids)
Cellular component (GO): BLOC-1 complex
Source: RefSeq, a predicted model, not a curated record